AUGGGACUUUUCAGUACAUCCACAAAAGAGGAACCCUCGGCCCCGACAGCACCUGUCGACCAGGUUAAUGACAGGCCUGUCAAAGGAGAUGCAGAGGUCGGUGAGCUGCAAGAAGAGAAUAAGUAUGCUUACGACGAUUCGCGGAAGCUGGGAGUCACUGGUGCCGUGUUCCUCAUCCUUAACAAAAUGAUUGGCACUGGUAUCUUCUCGACUCCAUCCAGCAUCUUUGCUGCGACAGGAUCUGUUGGCGUGAGCUUGAUGUUGUGGGUGAUUGGCGGCUUCCUCACCUUCUGUGGUUUAAGCGUCUGGCUCGAGUUUGGCCUUGCCAUUCCCCGUUCCGGCGGUGAAAAGAACUACCUUGAAUACAUUUACCGCCGCCCGAGAUACCUCGCUACCUGCGUCCUGGCCGCACAAAUGAUCUUGCUCGGCUUCUCAUCGGGCAACUCCCUCGCGUUUGGUCGUUACAUCCUCUACGCCACAGGCAACGAGCUAAAGGAUAGCUACAAGGCUCGUGGCAUUGGUGUUACCUGUGUCACCUUCGCCGUGGUUCUGCACUCCGUCACCCCAAAAUGGGGUAUCCGGCUGUUCAACGUGCUUGGAAUUUUCAAGGUCGCUGUGCUGAUCUUCAUCGUUUUCUCCGGAUUCGCAGCGCUGGCUGGUCAUCGUUUGGUGCCGGAUCCGCAUAACUUUGACAAUGCUUUCCGGAUCGAGAGCGGCAAGGGAUAUGGUGGUGGUGGCGCGUAUGCCUACUCCAAUGCCCUUCUCAACAUCGUUUACAGUUACAAGGGCUGGGAGAAUGCCAACUACGUACUGGGCGAAAUCAAGAACCCGCGUCGGACGCUGAUGAUUGCGGCGCCCCUGGCUGUUGGUGGGGUCACUAUUCUGUAUGUGCUGGCCAAUGUGGCCUACUUCGCCACCAUCCCGAAGUCGGACCUAGCUACCUCUGAAGUAAUCGUCGCUGGCCUGUUCUUCCGCAACGUCUUUGGCUCCAGUGCUGGUGCUCGUACCCUUCCCGCAUUUGUCGCGCUCAGCAACCUCGGCAACGUCCUUGCCGUUAGUUUUGCGCAUGCGCGUCUGAACCAAGAACUUGGAAAAGAGGGAUUGCUGCCGUUGAGUCGCCUUUGGGGAUCUAACAAACCAUUUAACUCGCCUGCUGCUGCGCUCUUUCUCCACUGGCUCGUCACAGUCCUCGUCCUUCUCGCGCCUCCCCCUGGCCCGGCGUACAACUUCAUCGUCAAUCUCUACACCUACCCCGGUGCCUGGAUCAACAGCUUCGUCGCCGCCGGUCUCAUCUACCUGCGGUACCAGAAGCACGAGCCAUGGAAUCCGGGAUGGCGUACAUGGCUGCCCAUCCCAGUAAUCUUCCUGUUGUGCAAUAUCUUUCUGGCAAUUGUGCCGUUCAUCCCGCCAGCCGAUGGUGACUUCUGGGCGGAUGGUUACCCGUACUAUGUCUUCCCUGUCGUGGGCGUUGGUGUCCUAAUCCUGGGCGGCAUCUACUGGGCUCUGUGGACCAAGAUCUGGCCCGCUAUCAAGGGACAUAAGAUUGUGGCGGAGAGAAUCAUUGACGAAGAGGAAGUGGAGGUGAUUCGAUAUCGUAAGGUAAAGACACGCGUGGAGUAA
Molecule: messenger RNA, 1620 nt
Organism: Thermochaetoides thermophila DSM 1495
Lineage: Eukaryota; Fungi; Ascomycota; Sordariomycetes; Sordariales; Chaetomiaceae
Exons: 3
Coding region: 1-1620 (539 amino acids)
Biological process (GO): amino acid transmembrane transport
Cellular component (GO): membrane
Molecular function (GO): L-amino acid transmembrane transporter activity
Source: RefSeq, a predicted model, not a curated record